Antechinus flavipes (yellow-footed antechinus) is the source of this 2145-nucleotide messenger RNA. Its product is annotated as cleavage stimulation factor subunit 3-like. The coding region runs from base 1 to 2145 and encodes 714 amino acids. Gene Ontology annotation, molecular function: mRNA binding; protein binding. Lineage: Eukaryota; Metazoa; Chordata; Mammalia; Dasyuromorphia; Dasyuridae. Gene Ontology annotation, cellular component: nucleus. The record is from RefSeq and is a predicted model, not a curated record. The transcript has a single exon. Gene Ontology annotation, biological process: mRNA 3'-end processing.
AUGUCUAGCAAUGGUGUCACCGAUGUGGUUGCUGAAUAUGUCCCAGAAAAAGUGAAGAAAGCAGAAAAAAAAUUAGAAGAGAAUCCAUAUGACCUUUCUGCUUGGAGCAUUUUGAUUCGAGAGGCACAGAAUCAUCCUAUAGAAAAAGCACGGAAGACAUAUGAACGCCUCGUUGCCCAGUUCCCCAGUUCUGGCAGAUUCUGGAAGCUGUACAUUGAAGUAGAGGUUAAAUCUAAACAUUUUGACAAAGCUGAAAAAUUAUUUCAGAGAUGCCUUAUAAAAGUUUUACAUAUUGACUUGUGGAAAUGUUAUCUUUCGUAUGUCAGAGAAAAUAAGUCAAAGUUACCCAGUUACAAAGAAAAAAUGGCACAAGCAUAUGAUUUUGCUUUAGAUAAAAUUGGAAUGGAAGUUAUGUCUUAUCAGAUUUGGAUGGAUUACAUCAAUUUCUUGAAAAAUGUAGAAGCUGUUGGGUCUUAUGCAGAAAAUCAAAGAAUAACAGCUGUUAGAAGAGUUUAUCAACGAGGUUGUGUUAAUCCAAUGAUCAAUAUUGAGCAACUUUGGAGGGACUAUAGCAAAUAUGAAGAGAGUAUCAACAUCCAUCUAGCUAAAAAAAUGAUUGAAGAUAGGAGUCGAGAUUACAUGAAUGCGAGGCGUGUAUCAAAGGAGUAUGAAAUAAUAAUGAAAGGUUUAGACCGCAAUGCCCCUUCAGUACAACCACAGAAUACUCCCCAAGAGGCUCAGCAAGUAGAGAUGUGGAAGAAAUACACUCAGUGGGAAAAGAGUAACCCUCUCAGAACAGAAGAUCAGACACUCAUAACCAAAAGAGUUAUGUUUGCAUAUGAGCAGUGCUUGCUGGUGCUAAGCCAUCACCCAGAUGUUUGGUAUGAAGCUGCCCAGUACCUGGAGCAGUCCAGUAAGCUGCUGUCUGAGAAAGGGGAUAUAAAUAAUGCUAGAUUAUUUAGCAAUGAAGCUGCUAAUAUAUAUGAGAGAGCUAUUAGCACCGUAUUGAAGAGAAAUAUGCUUCUUUAUUUUGCAUAUGCAGAUUAUGAAGAAAGUCGAAUGAAAUUUGAAAAGGUUCACAUCAUAUACAGUCGACUUCUGGCUAUUAAGGAUAUCGAUCCUACUCUGGUAUAUAUUCAGUAUAUGAAGUUUGCAAGACGAGCAGAGGGCAUCAAAUCUGGAAGGGUGAUAUUUAAGAAAGCAAGACAGGAUACUAGAACACGCCAUCAUAUCUAUGUUUCUGCAGCAUUAAUGGAGUACUAUUGUACUAAGGAUACCUUAGUGGCCUUUAAGAUUUUUGAGCUAGGAUUAAAAAAAUAUGGUGAUAUUCCAGAAUAUGUAUUAGCCUAUAUUGACUACCUUUCUCACCUUAAUGAGGACAAUAAUACACGAGUUUUGUUUGAACGAGUUCUGACCUCUGGAAGCCUGCCACCUGAAAAAUCUGGAGAAAUAUGGGCCAAAUUCCUAGCUUUUGAAAGUAGCAAUGGUGAUCUGACCAGUAUAAUGAAAGUAGAGAAAAGACGGUUCACGGCAUUCAAGGAAGAAUAUGAAAGCAAGGAAACGGCAUUACUGGUCGAUAGGUACAAAUUCAUGGAUUUGUAUCCUUCCUCCGCAAGUGAACUGAAGGCUCUUGGCUAUAAGGACAUGUCUCGGAUCAAGUUAGCAACCAUUCCUGAUCCUGUGGAAACUCCUUCCACAAUGCCUGACCUUAAAGAUGAAACUAGAAAGCCUGAAUAUCCGAAGCCAGAUGUCCAGCAGAUGCUCCCCUUUCUGCCAAGACAUUUAGCACCUCCAGGCUUACAUCCUGUGCCUGGUGGAGUGUUUCCAGUGCCACCUGCUGCUGUAGUUUUAAUGAAACUUCUUCCUCCUCCUGUCUGUUUCCAGGGUCCUUUUGUGCAAGUGGAUGUGCUGAUGGACAUUUUCCGAAAAUGCAAGAUCCCAAGCUCUGUUGAUGAAGCUGUGAAGAUCAUUACUGGAGGAGCACCAGGUCGAGCUGGGGAAGGGACAGACCCCAUACAUGACAGCGCUACUCUCACCAAAGGAGUCAAACGUCCCAGUGCCAGUGUGGAGGAGGAGGAAGAGAAAAGUCCAGUGCCACCUCUCCAUGAUAUCUACAGAUCCCGACAACUCAAGAGAAUGCGGUGA